AUGGAUAAUAGGAAUACGAUUGUAUAUGUGAAAAUGAAGGGCCCUAGACCGCCGGGGUUUGAAGACCGCCCGCCAUUCGAAUGGAACUCGGACAAGGAUGCCCAACUUUGGGCGUUUAUUUCAAAGCUGGAGAACUCAUUGGAGCAAAUAAAUUGGGAAGGGUUGUCCACGGCAUUGAACACUCCGAUAUACUUUCUACGGCGAAGAAGUUACAAACUAUUUGCGAUACACAUGGAGUUUUUACAAAGGCAGUUCCACGACAAGAGGACGAGUUCUGUUACUGAACAACCUGCCAAAAAUAAACCACAACAGCAAAUUACAACACACGAGGGUAAUGAUAGCGACAUAACUGAACCACUAAAACAAUCACAUAAACAAAUGUCAUUCCACAAGGCAGCAACUCCAGGCAGCCCAUUCAAUGGGUCUAAGUUGGGAUCAGCAAUCAAUUCGAGCAUGGAUUUGACUGCGAGUGAACACACCUUGAGCUCCAAAGAAAGUACAGAAAAUUCAACAACGGAAGCCACACGGCAGCUACAUACCUCUAGAAUAUUAAAAUAUAGAAAGGAUUCACGAGGUUCUCAUCGUUCUGCAUCCAGAGGAACACCCAACGGCAACGUGGAAGGUGACAGUGACAGUGACCUAUCAUCAAGUCUUAGUGUGAGUAAAUCUGCGUUGGAGGAGGCGUUAAUGGAUCGUCUUCAUUUCUAG
Molecule: messenger RNA, 708 nt
Organism: Huiozyma naganishii CBS 8797
Lineage: Eukaryota; Fungi; Ascomycota; Saccharomycetes; Saccharomycetales; Saccharomycetaceae
Gene: ATG29
Product: Atg29p
Exons: 1
Coding region: 1-708 (235 amino acids)
Biological process (GO): autophagosome assembly
Cellular component (GO): phagophore assembly site
Source: RefSeq, a predicted model, not a curated record